Molecule: messenger RNA, 1135 nt
Organism: Cajanus cajan (pigeon pea)
Lineage: Eukaryota; Viridiplantae; Streptophyta; Magnoliopsida; Fabales; Fabaceae
Source: RefSeq, a predicted model, not a curated record
AUGUCGAAUUCUCCCAUGGCUAGCUUGAUUUUUGCAGUUGGCAUCAUUGGCACUGUAUUAUCCCUUCUAGUGUUUGCCUCUCCCAUCAAGACCUUUUACAAAGUGGUAAAGAAGAAAUCAACAGAGAAUUACAAGGGAGCUCCAUAUAUAACGACGUUCUUGUGCACAAGUUUGUGGACUUCUUAUGGAGUUCUUAAGCCUGGUGGUUUCCAAAUAGCUAUAGUAAAUGGUGCCGGUGCCAUCUUUCAUUGCAUCUACAUACUUCUGUUCCUCGUAUAUUCACCUCAAGAUCAGAAGGUUAAGACGGCACUGUCAGUGGCUAUUUUGGACGUGGGUUUUCUUGGGACAGUUAUUUCAGUGAUUCUUUUCGCUCUUCAUGGAACGAUCCAGCUUACUGCUCUAGGAAUGUUAUGCUCUGGUUUAACUAUAAUCAUGUAUGCUUCGCCACUAUUAGUCAUGAAAACGGUGAUACAGACAAAAAGCGUGGAAUACAUGCCGUUUCUGUUGUCGUUUUUCAUGUUUCUGAAUGCUGGUGUUUGGGCAUUGUACUCUUUCCUCGUCAAAGAUUUCUUCAUUGGAAUACCGAAUUUGAUUGGACUGAUAUUAGGUUCAACCCAACUCACAAUCUAUGCAAUUUACAAGAAGAAGUCGAAUUCCACAAAGGUGCCCAGUGUGAGCCUGGACCUGGAGAAAGGAGACAUGUUAAAUGUGAUGAAAAUGGAAGUACACAACUCCGAAGAUGCUAAGCUAAAUGAUGAGGCUAUUGAAGUUGUCCUUAAAAGGGUCAAAAGCCUUCCAAAGCCAGUGCUCAAUCGCGAAAACACGUUUCGAAGGAUCCUCAAAACACUCUCUUUUGGACCAAACAAUUUACCCUCCACUUUUUGCAGUGCUAAGCCUAAGCAUGAGGAUGUUGACAUCCAAAUUGGAGUGGAAGAUCAGGAAGAUCAAGUUUUAAACACUCACACCUAACACUCGCACUUCACGUGGCUUAUUAAUCUCGUUAUCACUUAGUUAUCAACAACGUGAUUUAUUCAUAUUACAAUUGCAAAUGAGCAUGCAUUUCAUUUUCUUUUCCUCCGAAAACGUGUACGAGUAGGGCUAACAACCCAUAUGAAUAUGAUUCUAUAAUUAUUAA